Messenger RNA from Homalodisca vitripennis (glassy-winged sharpshooter), 580 nucleotides. Its product is annotated as active regulator of SIRT1-like. Lineage: Eukaryota; Metazoa; Arthropoda; Insecta; Hemiptera; Cicadellidae. The transcript has 3 exons. The record is from RefSeq and is a predicted model, not a curated record. The coding region runs from base 202 to 555 and encodes 117 amino acids.
AUCACCCCAUUAAAUCUCACACGUGAGGAGCUCGUUACUUUUGAAGACUACUACCAAAUACUAAAUAGUAAAGUAAUAACAACUAGAGUGACUACGUGAAUGAUAUGUAAUUGGUGUGGCACUGAAGGUUGUUUUCGAAGUGAAUAUAACUUCGUUAAUGAUUUUAAUAAUUAAUCUUUUAUUAUUUAGAAAUAUUUCCACAUGUCUUACUCAGUUGUGAAGCAGUACCUGGAAAUUUCAGAAACCAACAAAACAGAAACUGGGCAGACAAAGUUAGCUGUUAAAAACAAGAAGCAAGCCCAAAAGUUUCUGUUAGAGCAACAGCGUACUGAGCAGGUCCGCAGACAGUACAAGCGGCAGCAGGAUCGGACAGAGGACAACCUCCGCAGACUGAACGCUCUGAGCCGUAACCGAGUGAGCAAGGACACAACAACUUCUAUUGUAAAAAGGGCCAAGAGAAGUAAAGAGGAACCAGAGAUUGUGAAACCGGAAGAAGGCACAGUGUUCACUGAGGAGGAUUUUGUUAUGUUCGAGCGUGAGUACGUCGUGGACUAGUGACAUGAACUCAUCAACGUGUGGG